Messenger RNA from Lactuca sativa (garden lettuce), 1000 nucleotides. RefSeq lists its product as uncharacterized. NCBI's taxonomy places the organism in Eukaryota, Viridiplantae, Streptophyta, Magnoliopsida, Asterales, Asteraceae. Gene Ontology annotation, biological process: positive regulation of DNA-templated transcription; response to stress. The record is from RefSeq and is a predicted model, not a curated record. Gene Ontology annotation, cellular component: nucleus. Gene Ontology annotation, molecular function: transcription cis-regulatory region binding; DNA-binding transcription factor activity.
ACCCGUCAUUGAUGACCCCAAAUUACUCUUUAUUGCUCCGUGAACAUUCAUCCCUCUUCCACCCUAUAAAUUCACACCCUUCCACUCCCAAUCACUUCAUUCUCAUAACAUUUGCAGAUAAUAUUUAGUUUAUUAAUUUGAGAGGAAACGCCAUGAGUUCUCUGAUGGUUAUCGGAAACAAUGGUGGCGAUGGUGAACGAAGGGAAGAGAAGAAGCCUGCAGCCCAUGCAAGCUCAAGGAAAGGCUGCAUGAAAGGCAAAGGAGGUCCUGAGAAUGCUUUUUGCACUUACAAAGGUGUUCGGCAGCGGACCUGGGGUCGGUGGGUUUCAGAAAUCCGUGAACCCAACCGUGGCAGCCGUCUCUGGUUGGGAACUUUCACCUCCGCCCGUGAAGCCGCCGUGGCCUACGACACUGCCGCCCGGAGACUGUUUGGUGCUGAUGCUCAUCUCAACCUUCCUGAUGAGGCUCCUCCAUCACCAUCACGAUCCACUGCUACCCGGAGAGCCGCUGAGUUGGCUGCCGCCGCUGUGGAAGCCAAAUACAAUAGUGUCCUCUUGGAGAUGAAAAUGAAGAAAAAAUUCGAGAAGCAAAUAAAAAUGCAGAUGUACAUGCUCAUGCUGCACCACCAACAGCAGAUGCAGAUGAAGAUGAAGAUGAAGAUGCAGAUGCAGAUGAAGAUGGAAGCUCAAGGUGGGAUCCUUGGAAACGUUCUGGAUUCAGAAUCACCUUUCAAGAAAUUGAACUCUAUGUUGCCGGAGUUUGAUGACUCCGCCAUGUGGGAGGAAGCAGCUUCCACCAUGGAUUAUCAUUCUCAGGCGAUUUGUGAUCCAGGAAUUGCGGCCUAUACCUUUAAUGAUGCGAUCGGGAUUGAGCUAAAACACCCACUGCUGGUGUGAGCGUCUUCUUCAUGUUCCAUUAUCUGUAAAUAAAUAAAGUUUGCAUGGCUGCUUAUAGUGGCACCUUCGUUUAGAAGACUUGCGAGUUGGUAAUGGCACAUGAA